AUGAGGGCCAUCCUUGCGAGCGAAACCUUGAAGGUGCCUGAAGGCGUGACGGUACGCGUUAAGAAGCGGGAGGUUUUCGUUAAAGGGCCCCGGGGCGAACUCCGGAAGAGCCUUAAACAUAUACCUGCUGACUUUACGCUUUUGGAAAAGGGGCGCAAAGUGCGCAUCCAGGUGUGGCAAGGACGCCGAAAGGAUCUGGCAACUAUUAUGACGGCGGCCUCCGUUUUUAAGAACAUGUUUACCGGCGUCAUCAAGGGUUACUGUUACGAGCUUAGAGCCGUAUACGCGCACUUCCCGCUGAACAUGACGAUAUCCGAGAACGAUACAGUUCUAGAAGUGCGCAACUUUCUGGGAGAGAAGCGAGUCCGUCGAGUGCGAAUGCUCGGUGGCGCGAAGGUCUACCGUUCGAACACUGUGAAGGAUUGCUUGCUCGUCGUUGGAAACGAUAUCAACGAAGUUUCACAGUCUGCUGCUCUCAUCCACGAAACAUGCCUUGUGAAAAACAAAGAUAUUCGUAAGUUUUUGGAUGGGAUUUAUGUGAGUGCACGGACGAAUGCCGUAGAUGACGACGGCGUGGCGGUCACUGCAACGCACAAAUGCUGA
Messenger RNA from Cyanidioschyzon merolae strain 10D, 603 nucleotides. Its product is annotated as 60S ribosomal protein L9. Gene Ontology annotation, cellular component: ribosome; cytosolic large ribosomal subunit. Gene Ontology annotation, molecular function: rRNA binding; structural constituent of ribosome. The coding region runs from base 1 to 603 and encodes 200 amino acids. The transcript has a single exon. Gene Ontology annotation, biological process: cytoplasmic translation. The record is from RefSeq and is a predicted model, not a curated record. Lineage: Eukaryota; Rhodophyta; Bangiophyceae; Cyanidiales; Cyanidiaceae.